AUGCCGCAGCCUGCCGCCAGCCAGCCGGAAAACCCACCCCUGCAUAGACCAUUAAGCUUUGAGCAGAUACCGCGCGGCUCUGAGACUAUCAAUGUCUCGUCUGGAGAACGCCCGACUGGUUCUGGAGCUCAUGCACCGCUUCCUCUAAACGUUUCUCCGCCGAGCACCCGGCAGCAGCCAGAGCACCACAUACCUUCGCAUCUACUCGGGCCUUCUAGUGGCGAACAUACAACGGGAGCAGACCCUAAUUAUGGCCCCUAUCAGGGUAGCCAGCUUUCGAGGAUUCAAGAACAGGAACUCGGCUUCUCCCUUGCACCUUCUGCACCACCACCUACAGCUCCCAUUGGUGCUACUGGGAACCGAAACCAGUCAGUGGGUUCGUAUGACUCGCUUUUCCUCCCAAGAGGCCCUACGGAUAGCUAUGAAGCUUCCCGGACGGGGACGCUGAUAAGCCAGAAUUAUGCAUUCAACCCGAACCAGCAGCCUGAGAUCGAGCCGCCAACACGACACUCAACCAUCGAUUCGCAGCAAGCCUACUUCUCUGACUUUGCCGGCCACCAGCAAGAGCCCAGGAGAGAUAGUUAUGGACAGAACCUUCAAAGAUAUUCUCAAAUGGAACCAUUCUCUCCAACUGCGAACAUACCUCCUGCUCCAAUGCCACUGUCAGCCAUGCCUGGCGGAGCUGCCGUCAACCAUCUUCUUCCUCUCGAGCCCCGAGAUAUCCCAUUUGAUGUUCAAGACCCUCAUAAUCCCAAUCUGCCAAUGUCAAGCUUCGAUAAUAUCCCAACUGUUCUCAGACAUCGUGCCCGCAUGCUGCCAAAACAGCCGGCGUAUUGGGUUCUUGAUCAGCGUGGCAAGGAAAUUGCAUCAAUUACUUGGGAGAAACUAGGUAGUCGAGCAGAAAAGGUCGCUCAAGUUAUAAGAGACAAAAGCAAUCUAUACAGAGGAGAUAGGGUUGCCCUGGUCUAUAGGGACAGUGAGCUCAUCGAGUUCGCCGUGGCGCUAAUGGGAUGCUUUAUUGCCGGCGUUGUCGCGGUCCCCAUCAAUAAUCUGGAAGACUAUGCGAGCCUAAACGUUAUCCUUACCUCGACGCAAGCUCAUCUCGCUUUGACGACAGAGAAUAACCUGAAGACAUUCCAGAGAGAUAUCACUACCCAAAAACUCAACUGGCCAAGAGGUGUAGAGUGGUGGAAGACAAAUGAGUUUGGCAGCUAUCAUCCGAAGAAGAAAGAUGAUAUUCCAGCACUCGUCGUCCCUGACCUGGCCUACAUUGAGUUCUCUCGUGCUCCUACCGGUGACCUCAGAGGCGUUGUCCUGAGCCACCGGACAAUCAUGCAUCAAAUGGCCUCAUUCAGUGCAGUCAUUGCAUCUGUCCCACCUUCCCCUGACCGCCCAAAAUCUCCUGCUGAAAUCUUGAUGACCUAUCUUGAUCCUAGACAGGGAAUCGGCAUGAUUCUGGGAGUGCUUCUAACUGUAUACGGAGGACAUACCACCGUAUGGUUAGAGUCUCACGCUGUUGAAACUCCUGGUCUAUACGCCAGUUUGAUCACCAAAUUUAGAGCUACUCUUUUGGCUGCAGAUUAUACUGGAUUGAAACGUGCUGUGUACAACUAUCAACAAGACCCCAUGACGACGAGAAAUUUCAAGAAAAACGUUGAACCGAACUUCUCCAGCUUGAAACUCUGUCUUAUAGAUGCAUUGUCGGUUGAUUGUGAGUUCCACGAAAUCUUGGCUGAUAGAUGGUUACGCCCCUUACGAAACCCUCGAGCCCGGGAACUGGUAGCUGCUAUGCUGUGUUUACCAGAGCAUGGCGGAAUGGUGAUAUCUAUUCGGGACUGGCUUGGAGGCGAAGAGCGAAUGGGCUGCCCCCUGACGCAUGAAAUGCACCCCGUAGAGGAAGACAAGGAUAGUAAGACUGAAGAAAAGGAAAAAACUGACGAACCAAAAUCUACUUUUGGAAGCAGCCUGAUUGGUGGAGCUCCUACUGCUUCCCCAAAAACAGAAACCCCAAGGAACGAGCUGAGCGAGGUAUUACUGGACAAAGAAGCAUUGAAGAACAAUGAUGUUGUGGUACUCGCAUUGGGUGAAGAAGCCCGGAAACUCGCAGACACCACUCCAAACUCAGUAAGAGUUGGCGCUUUUGGAUACCCCCUUGCUGAUGCCACUCUUGCUAUCGUCGACCCAGAAACUGGACUUCUUUGCACACCAAAUCUUAUCGGAGAGAUCUGGGUCGAUUCCCCAUCAUUAUCUGGAGGAUUCUGGGCACUACCGAAACACACUGAAACUAUUUUCCAUGCUCGCCCCUUUAGGUUCCAAGAGGGCAGUCCUACUCCAGUAAUCGUGGAACCAGAGUUCUUACGAACGGGCUUACUCGGGUGUAUCAUUGAAGGACAGGUUUUCGUUCUUGGUUUAUACGAGGAUAGAUUGCGCCAAAAGGUAGAAUGGGUGGAGCAUGGAGUUGAAAACACCGAGCAUCGUUAUUACUUCGUUCAGCACUUGAUUCUCAGCAUCAUGAAAAACGUUCCCAAAAUCCACGACUGUUCUGCGUUCGACGUGUUUGUUAAUGACGAGCAUUUACCUGUUAUCCUUUUGGAGUCAUAUGCUGCCUCUACCGCACCUAUUACUUCUGGAGGCCCCCCACGUGUUCUUGAUACCUUACUUCUAGACUCUCUUGCUGAGAGAUGCAUUGAAGUUCUGUAUCAGGAGCAUCAUUUGAGGGUUUACUGUAUCAUGAUCACGGCACCUAAUACCCUCCCUCGAUCGACUAGAAAUGGCCGCCAGGAAAUAGGAAAUAUGUUGUGUCGUAGGGAAUUUGACAAUGGCACCCUACCCUGUGUCCACGUCAAAUUUGGUGUUGAAAGAGCAGUACUCAAUCUGCCUAUCGGCACCGAUCCGGCAGGAGGAAUCUGGUCUCCUUUAUCAUCUGCUGUUCGUCAGGAGGCACUAGCGAUGCAAGAAAAGCAAUAUUCUGGCGUUGAUAUUAGAGAUGUAAUAAUGGAUGACCGGACAUCUACCCCCCUAAACAAUUUUGCCAGCAUUGUUGAUCUACUCCAAUGGCGAGUCAGCAGGCAAGGAGAGGAGCUUUGCUAUUGCUCUAUUGAUGGCCGUGGCCGUGAAGGCAAAGCUAUUACAUGGAAGAAAUUCGAUACCAAAGUCGCGGCUGUGGCAGCAUAUCUAAAGAAUAAAGUCAAGCUUCGACAAGGAGACCAUGUGAUAUUGAUGUAUACCCACUCUGAAGACUUCGUAUAUGCUGUUCACGCCUGUCUCUGCCUUGGUUUAGUUAUAAUACCAAUGGCGCCGAUUGACCAGAACCGACUGUCUGAGGACGCCCCAGCUUUGCUGCAUUUGAUUUCGGACUUUCACGUCAAGGUGAUACUUGUCAACAGUGACGUAAAUGACUUACUCAAACAAAAGGUCGUUGCCCAACAUAUUAAACAGUCUGCAAAUGUUCUCCGGGUCAAUGUGCCUCAGACCUAUAACACCGCAAAACCACCCAAACAAUCUCAUGGAUGCCGACAUCUGGGCUUCACUCUCAGUGAAGCAGUUAUUAAGUCCCAUUUGCCAGCAAUUGUGUGGACUUAUUGGACGCCAGAUCAAAGAAGGUUGUCAGUACAUAUUGGCCAUGACACAAUUAUGGGCAUGUGUAAGGUCCAGAAAGAGACUUGCCAAAUGUCUAGCUCCCGUCCAGUGCUUGGAAGUGUUCGGAGUACUAUGGGUCUCGGGUUCAUCCAUACGUGUCUAAUGGGAAUCUACGUCGGCGCUCCUACUUACCUUGUAUCUCCGGUUGAUUUCGCUGCCAACCCGUCAUCAUUAUUCCAUACUUUGGCUAGGUAUAAGAUUAAAGAUACAUAUGCCACUGGUCAAAUGUUGAAUUAUGCAAUGGGUAGCAUGACCGCAAAGGGGUUCCAACUUCAUGAGCUGAAGAACAUGAUGGUGGCAACUGACUCGAGGCCAAAGGUGGAUGUUUACCAGAAAGUUCGACUGCAUUUUGCGGCUGUCGGUCUCGAUCGAACUGCUAUUAACACUAUUUAUUCACACGUUCUUAACCCGAUGAUAGCUUCGAGGUCCUACAUGUGUAUAGAGCCAAUUGAACUUUGGCUUGAUACACUAUAUCUCAGACAAGGAUACAUAUACCCUGUUGAUCCUGAGACUGCAACCAAUGCCCUCCUUGUCCAAGACUCAGGUAUGGUUCCUGUAAGCACACAGAUUGCCAUCGUGAACCCUGAGACCUGCUGUCUGUCUCACGUUGGGGAAUAUGGAGAGAUUUGGGUUCAAUCUGAGGCGUGUGCGAAGGCCUUCUAUGGAUCUAUGCAAGAGUUUGAUCUAGAGCGGUUCCGAGGACGUAUUGUUGAUGGAGACCCAGAUGCCGUCUAUGUUCGUACAGGUGACCUGGGCUUCUUGCAUACCGUGACAAGGCCAAUUGGGCCAGGCGGACAGCCUGUUGAGAUGCAAGUUCUAUUUGUUCUUGGUGGUAUAGGAGAAACAUUCGAAAUCAACGGCCUUAACCAUUUCCCCGUCGACAUCGAGGUUACUAUCGAAAAUUGCCAUAGAAACAUUGUCAAGGGCGGAAGGUAA
This is a messenger RNA of Trichophyton rubrum CBS 118892, 4575 nucleotides long. RefSeq lists its product as uncharacterized. The transcript is spliced from 3 exons. NCBI's taxonomy places the organism in Eukaryota, Fungi, Ascomycota, Eurotiomycetes, Onygenales, Arthrodermataceae. The coding region runs from base 1 to 4575 and encodes 1524 amino acids. Gene Ontology annotation, cellular component: cytosol. The record is from RefSeq and is a predicted model, not a curated record.